AAUUGAAUGUUUUAAAUUAUGUAUUACAGAAGAAAUUAGUCUGAACCUGCGAGUUGAAGUUUAGAACUUGAACGUGGCCCUACCCUAACCAUGAUAUGUUCCUACGACAAUAUACAUUACAAAUUAGGGUACCGUAGAGUCGGCAAAUGUAUUUAUUGCCUUUAAAGGGCAAAGUGGGAUUCUUUAUUGAACUUACAGGGACGUAACAACACCUUCAAAAAAUGGUUUGAGUUACAGAUUCGCUGUCGAUGUGAUAAUACGGAAGAAAAUAGCAGCUUUUAAGGCCUUCUGAAGUGUUUGACAAGAUGUUUUGCUAUAUUUAGACAUACAUGAAACUGUUCAGGGAAAUUUCAGUGCUAUUCAUGAGACUCACGGUAUCUGCAAUAGCAGGAGAUUGAACUGCCGUAUGAUAGCUGCAGAAAAUUUCGUGGACGAGCCUAAUCCACAAGGUUUCUGGUGGCAAAAGGAUCAGUUUUGGAGCGCUUCAUUUAAAAACAUUAAAUUUACAUUGUGGGUUUUAUCAGGUUAGUUGGUGGAAUGAUGUUAAUGAAAAGGGUUUCUGUUGAGGAGUGAUUUGUUUAUGAGUUUGUUGGUGUGGUGGAAUUUUGACUUCUAAUUAUGGGUUUUUGGAAAAGGGUUGUAGGGAUGGCUUAACGAAAAAAAUCUAUAUAUUGGAAUUUUGCAAUAUAUUAGGGCACGCCAGGUAUCUUGCUUGUUGGGGUAGUUGUAGGUGUGCCGUGUGGAGGAAAUUAGUUUACCUAAGUGUUUGAAUUUAAUGGUUUUAUGAAAAGAAGAAUUUGAAAUAUUUCUUGUGGGGUUAGCAUGAAGAAUGAAUGUUCUUUAUACAUAUCAUAUCCACAAUAGAGUUGGAAAUUAUUAUGCGUAGACUGCAAGCCCUAAAUUUAUGCAUGUUUUUUGUUGGGUUUGGUGGUCUAUGUUUCUGAGCUCAGGGCAGUUGGUGAAAAGUUUAUUUGGUAGUUCUUUGAAGUGGAUUUCUGGGGACUUGAGGGAGGGGGUUGAGGUCAUGAUCGUAGCAGAAAUUGGCAGGUAUUUGACCCUUUGCAGAAUUGUAGAAAACAUUUGUAAAUAAGUUUUUUUUUUCUGGGGAAGUGUGUAUGGGUUUUGAUUGAGAGGGUUUAGUUCAAGGUCGUAGCAGAAAUUUGCAAGUAUAUUGUCCACUUGCUAGACGGAUGAAAAUAUUAAGCGAUCAUCUGGUAGUUGUGUAUUAAGUCUUCUAUUGUGUUUUGAGAGUGCUUUGAACUGGUAAGCUGGAUCUUGAAGAUUAGGGGUUUAAUGGCCAGAUUGUUGAGCGCCAGAGCUUGUAUUCGUCUUAUUUAAGACAGCUUAUCUUCUGGUCUGGGUGAAUUCUGAUGAUUUGAUGUUGAGUGGCUAGAUAUAUGGGUUAUUUUCUUGAACAUUGUGUUUGUAGGAGCUGGGAGAUUUUUGGUGCUGGUUUUGUACCAUUUGGACUCUGAAUAAAAAAGCCAAUAUCUACAGUGGGAGUUUAAUGGCAGCCGUAAUUACUGGUGAAGUUGCUUCUUUGAGUAGCGACCUGGUUUAUGAAAUCUUAAGUAGGCUGGAUGGCACUACACUUGCUAGUGCUGCAUGUGCUUGUGUUGACUUUUGUGCUAUAACCAGAGAAGAGGGCAUUUGGGAGGAUGUUUGUGGCUCACUCUGGCCUUCUAUUGUGGAUGAGGAAACGAAAAGCUUGAUUCAUUCACUCGGUGGAUUCAGGAAGUUUUAUGCAGAUUGUUUUCCUCUUAUAACAAAUGAAGAAAAAGUUUCUGCAGUUCAGUGGGAUUCUGAUCUGGAGGAGUUAUAUGUUUGGUCUGAUUACUCUGAUGAUGAAGAUGAAGAGCUGCAGGGAGUUUUACCCUCGGACUUUGUCUCCAUUGUAGAUGUUCGAUUCAAAGACAAAGUAGUCUAUUCCAAAGUCCUCUGGGGUAUCCCUGAUGCAGAUGAUUUUCAUGGCUGGUUCUCUCGGUGCCCAUUCCGAAUUGAUCUGCUAAACUUUUCCGAUGAAGAUGACAACCCUGGAAGCCAAAUUACAGUGUCCGUUGCAGAUGGGCUGCCACAACUUACAUCUAUUGAGAGGGAGAGGAAAGAUGGGAAAUUCUGGAGGGAGCUGCAGGACAGCAUUAGGCUUAGUUGGAUUCUUGUGAAUAAGAGAUUAAAGCAAGCAGUCAACCUUGCGAGUUGGAGCCCUCUCGGUGGACAAAGGCAUUGGCCUACAGAUAAUGACUUUCUAAUACAUUUUGGAUCCAUACUUCCCUCUCACAACAUUUUGCCUUGCAAGGUUGUCCAGUGCAUUAUUGGAAUGAAAUGUAGAGUUUCUCAUGUUGGAGUUGGAGAAAAUGCUCAAACAACAUUGAAGAUAAUUGAACUCAGCAUGCAGUUGGAAGACUUGAGGCAUGCACACCUGAACGGAAAGAAUAGUUUGCUUGUCCUUAAAAGAGCUAUGAGCUGUCGUAGGAGUAGGAAUUAUAGUGAAGUCUUAGAAUCUUGUCAUCAAUAUUCAAAAGCACAAAGUGAGUUAAAGGAGGAAAAGAUGAGAAGUCAAGACCGUGUAGAUAGGCUUUGUAUUGUGAGUGCUAUUGCAGCCUUUGCCUCAUUUUGGUACUUCAUUUUGUUCUCUGAGAAUUAAAUGUUAGUAAGUUAUUCAAUAAUAUAUAAUAUAUGAUCCUGCUUUUGAUAA
Molecule: messenger RNA, 2695 nt
Organism: Cryptomeria japonica (Japanese cedar)
Lineage: Eukaryota; Viridiplantae; Streptophyta; Pinopsida; Cupressales; Cupressaceae
Product: probable F-box protein At2g36090
Exons: 1
Coding region: 1508-2644 (378 amino acids)
Molecular function (GO): protein binding
Source: RefSeq, a predicted model, not a curated record